Eleginops maclovinus (Patagonian blennie) is the source of this 1642-nucleotide messenger RNA. It is a transcript of the gene pfdn2, whose product is annotated as prefoldin subunit 2. Gene Ontology annotation, biological process: protein folding. NCBI's taxonomy places the organism in Eukaryota, Metazoa, Chordata, Actinopteri, Perciformes, Eleginopidae. Gene Ontology annotation, cellular component: cytoplasm; prefoldin complex. The transcript is spliced from 4 exons. Bases 82 to 570 code for a protein of 162 amino acids. Gene Ontology annotation, molecular function: protein folding chaperone. The record is from RefSeq and is a predicted model, not a curated record.
GGGAAAAAAGGGUUUCCGCACAGGCACAGGACAAGCAGGCCUAUACAUUCUGCUCGGGGUCCUUCUCAACACCCUUCCAAGAUGGCAGCCAACAGUAGCAGCACGGUUAGCAAAUCCAGCGGCGGCAGCGGCGCAGGAAAACCGUCCGGCCCGUCAGCCGAGCAGGUGGUGGCAACAUUUCAGAGGAUGCGUCAGGAGCAGCGCAGUAUGGCCUCUAAAUCUGCAGAUUUCGAGAUGGAUAUCAACGAGCACAGCUUAGUCAUUGAAACCCUGAAGGAAGUGGAUCCUUCGAGGAAAUGCUUUCGUCUUGUAGGAGGAGUGUUGGUGGAGAGGACGGUAAAAGAAGUUCUACCAGCCUUGGAGUCUAACAAAGAACAGAUUUCCAAAUUAAUCGAGACGAUCAACACGCAGAUGCAGACGAAAGGGCGGGACCUCACAGAGUACAGGGAACGCUACAACAUCCGGUUGGUGGGAGAAGGUGAAGCAGAGGCACAGGGCGGGUCGGCGGCAUCUUCCAGUGACAACAAGGAGGGCGGGUCUAAAAGCGGAGCUGGCGUUUUAGUGUCGUAGUUUGUUAUUAUUGAGAGUAACCGUAGGGCCUUAUGAUUUCUGCAGUACCGAAAAUAUGGUUGGAGUCACACAAUAUAAAAUGUAUCUUCUCACACUUGAUUUUGAUUACAUUUCUGCCCAGAUACUGCACUUGGUACUGAGGUACUUUGGAGCAGACACUGACUCACUAUACAUAGUGUUGUUCUUACACAUGUGAAUGUUAGUGCUUAUACAAAUGUAGGAUGUUUGUCUUGAAUCUGCCUUUCAGUGAAGCUGACUUUCUUUUUCUGGAAUAUUGUGGCCUAAAUGAAACAAUUGAAUUCUUAGUUUUACUGUCAUUUAGCAUCAGCAAAUAAAUACUUCACUGUAUCAGAGUACGGAAAAUGUAAUCCCUCCUUAUUAAUAUAUCAUUUCAAGGAUCAAUCUAUCUAGAUCUAAUUAAAAAUUCAAAUGCUUAGAAAAUUCAAGACAGGAGGGCGGAAUCUAAUUGUUUAUAUAAAUACGCAUUUACUAUAUUUAAAUUUAGGACUUUGGACUUGCAACAUACAAAAAAAGCUGAUUUCAUAGGGCCCUAAAGUAGGUUGAGCUUUGCAAGUAGUCUUCCUUGCCAACGCAGUUCAGGUCCCUGAAGGCAUUUUGACAACAUGUUAUGAGCAUGAACAACAUACUGCAGUCAUGUCAUUAUAUAUCAAAAUGAACGUCAGCUUUUUUCAGCCUCUCACUGUAAUACACGUGACUCGAAAAACUGUCUUCACACGUAAGCCGUGUCCAAAGAACAGAUGCUGGUUUGUUUUCAUAUAAAUGUGACGUUUUUGUGCAGAGGUUAAUAAAGAGGACAUUAUGAUGAGACCAUAAGUCAGUUCUACCACCACAAUCGGGAUGAUAAGGCCCCGUUAGUAAAACCCCAUUAAAAGUUGUAAUAUUCUAUCUGGUUUAUAGCACAUGCUUGAGCUAUGUUGAAUUAAUUUCUGAACUCUGUCUAAAAUGAGGAAAUGUCGCCAAGGAACUGAUGUUUCCGCUGUCACCGCUGUCAAUGUAGUUGUGAGGACAAAAAUGGUUUUGUUAAUGGUCAAUAAAAAAUGUCACAAAUGUG